Molecule: messenger RNA, 485 nt
Organism: Morone saxatilis (striped sea-bass)
Lineage: Eukaryota; Metazoa; Chordata; Actinopteri; Moronidae
Product: rab11 family-interacting protein 2-like
Exons: 1
Coding region: 105-485 (126 amino acids)
Biological process (GO): regulated exocytosis
Cellular component (GO): early endosome; recycling endosome; secretory granule
Molecular function (GO): small GTPase binding
Source: RefSeq, a predicted model, not a curated record
GCCCUCCCCGGUUGCCUCGCCUCCGUCACGGUGUGCGGCGGCAAAGGUCGGUCGGUCGGUCGGUCUGUCUGUCUUGGAGGUAAGGGUGGUGGGAGGGGGGGGACAUGUCCUCUCUAACCGUAGAGGAGGACCAGAAAUGGGUACCGACACACGUCCAGGUGACGGUGCUGAGAGGCAGGGGCUUACGGGGCAAGGGCAAGCACGGCACCAGCGACGUGUACACCAUCAUCCAGCUGGGGAAGGAGAAAUACUCGACCUGCGUGGUGGAGAAGACCACGGAGCCCGAGUGGAGGGAGGAGUGCUCCUUCGAGCUGCAGCCCGGCGUGCUGGAGGGUGGCGGGCGGAGCGGCUACCCGGCCGGGAGCAACGAGCUGGUCCUCACCGUGAUGCACCGGGCGCUCAUCGGGCUGGACGUGUUCCUCGGACAGGCGGUGAUCCACCUGGAGAAGCUCUACCAUGAGAGCAGAUGCGUGAAAAACGAGUAA